AUGACUGCCGAAGAAGGUGCCUCUUACGGUGAACAACUCAUCGAAGCUGCUCGUAGAAACAACACAGAUCUCUUUGAAGAUCUUCAGAAAGAAACAACAGAUCUUGCAGAAUUAAUAAACACAGCUACUGAUCCUCUUGGAAAUUACGCUCUCCACCUUGCGGCUUUUAACGGCUCAUACGAAAUGCUUGACCACCUGUUGGAUGUAGAAGGUGUCGAGGUUGACCCUAUAAAUAGAGUAUACAAGGAUACUCCACUACACUCUGCUGUCCGUUAUGCUGUAAAUGAACCUGAACAUGGUGCAUUUUUAGCUGAGAUGCUGAUUGACGCUGGCGCUGAUCCUACAAUCAAGAACAAAGACGGAAAAAAGGCAAUUGACUUGGCUGAUGAAUCCAAUCAGCAACUAAUAGACAUUUUGCAAGGUGCAGAGCUUGCUCGUGAAGUCCCUAUUGAAGAACUCGACCAACCGGAGACUAUGGAAGGUGAAGAUAGUGGAGAAGAAUCUGAAUAA
This is a messenger RNA of Magnusiomyces paraingens, 510 nucleotides long. RefSeq lists its product as uncharacterized. The transcript has 4 exons. Gene Ontology annotation, molecular function: protein binding. The record is from RefSeq and is a predicted model, not a curated record. Gene Ontology annotation, cellular component: nucleus; cytoplasm. Lineage: Eukaryota; Fungi; Ascomycota; Dipodascomycetes; Dipodascales; Dipodascaceae. The coding region runs from base 1 to 510 and encodes 169 amino acids.